This is a messenger RNA of Poecilia latipinna (sailfin molly), 2205 nucleotides long. RefSeq names its product excitatory amino acid transporter 3-like. The transcript is spliced from 2 exons. Gene Ontology annotation, biological process: L-glutamate transmembrane transport. Bases 139 to 537 code for a protein of 132 amino acids. Gene Ontology annotation, cellular component: plasma membrane. Gene Ontology annotation, molecular function: L-glutamate transmembrane transporter activity; glutamate:sodium symporter activity; L-cysteine transmembrane transporter activity. Lineage: Eukaryota; Metazoa; Chordata; Actinopteri; Cyprinodontiformes; Poeciliidae. The record is from RefSeq and is a predicted model, not a curated record.
AAGAUGUGUGGAAAAGAUUGAUUUCACAUGUAAGUAUUCGCUGAUUACGAUCUCCCAAAGCUAAGAAAAUUGGAGCUGAUUUAUAGGUGCACCCCUGAUGAUUAGCUGUCACAGUGUUUUCAGUUGUUAGCGCAAGAUAUGCUUUAUGUCUCUUCUUUUAGCAUAACAGCAACAGUUGCCAGUAUUGGAGCAGCAGGAGUCCCCAAUGCUGGGCUUGUCACCAUGGUGAUAGUCUUAACGGCUGUUGGACUACCUGCCAGUGAUGUUACACUGAUAGUUGCUGUGGACUGGCUUCUGGACCGCUUCCGUACAAUGAUCAAUGUUCUGGGUGAUGCUUAUGGAGCCGGGAUUGUUCAGAAACUAUCCAAGAGGGAGUUGGAAAGGAUGGAUCUGAUUUCAGACGUGGAUGUUGCUAACCCGUUCGCCCUGGAAACAACUCUAGAUGACGAGGAAUGUGAGAAAAAAUCUUACGUCAAUGGAGGCUUCACUGUCGAUAAGACAGAUGCAAUUUCCUUCACAGAAACCUCCCAGUUUUAGCUUCCAGGUGGAUCACAGGAGAGAGAAAUGCCACACAUACAGGAAGGAUGCAACCAGCCCAUCCGAGUUCAAGCAUCAGCAACAGCGGCCUUCGUUAAGCUUAGAUGAACAUGAUCACCUGCCAUUUUAAAUAUUGAUAACCACUAGAUUCAAGUGCUUCCUUAAUAAUCUAAAUCUGUGCCAAGAUUUUGAAAAGCCACAUUUCUUUAGAUAAGACUGAAAAGCUUUUUGCAAAGAGCACUUUGUCACUAUGUCCUCCUUAUGAUAUAUCCCUUAAGUAGGGAUGUGGUGUUUGUGAGUCUGUAAUAAAAAAUGCAUAAUUUACUCCUUGACUAGGCAAGAAGACUCUAAAUAUCCCAUAAUUCACUGCUUGUGUAAUAAUUAGGGAUGCUCCGAUCAGGUUUUUUGUUGCCGAUUCCUAUACCGAUCAUCCAUGAGGCUGAUCUCUGCCGAUCACCUGUUAAUAUUUUGCUUUAUGUGUAAAUGAUAUUGGGUUAUCUGGCAAAAUGGAAAAAAUUAUCUGGCAAUAAAUUCACCUAAUUUAGAAAUAAUAGACAUAUUUUCAUACAUAUCUAAAACCUGUUUUUAAAAGUUACAUGCUGCAGCUGUAAACAGACGUUCGGUGUGAGAGACUUCACUGUCUUGUGGAGGUUGAGCGGCGUUACGUCUGUGAAAUAUGACUACCAGCAGCGAAUAGUGGUGGUCCAAGAGCUAGAGCAGAUCUGGCAGUUUUAGACUGCCAGCUCGAAGACUUGAAUUAUUUUUCGGGUUAUUUAUUUAGCUUUCUGACCUUGAAGCUAAUCCAGGUGAGUGUUGGUAGUUGUGCGCUGCUUUACCUGCUAUCUGGCCGCUUCGGAUGUCAAUGUAGCCAAACUCCAUCAAGUGUUUGUUUUUUAAAUGUCAUAUUACAUUUACUGUGUUGAUGCAUUUUGACGUGCUUCAGUCCCGAGGUAAUUUUCCGCCGCAACACACAAUCGUCUCCAUUCACUCUCAGAGCGUUAUGGUUCCACUCGACAGAAUCUGUUGCCAAGUGCUUGCACAGUUGCACGUUCACACUGUGCUUGCGCUGAUCACAGGUGAGGCAGGCUGCCUGCGAAGUCUGCCUCACUUGUGAAAUGAGGUAAAUAUGAUCGGUUUUGGUGAUCAGCAACAAGAGACAGUGAUCGGCAAUCUCCGAUUGGCAAUCACCGAUUGCCGAUCACUUUUUCACGGAAAUCGGACGAUUAUGAUCAGUGACCGAUCGAUCAGCACACCUCUGUGCCAAAUGUAUGACAAGUUUUUAUUUUGCCAAGUUGCAUGAAGCAAUAUGCUAUGAUUACUUAUCUGUGGCUGCAGACCAACUGUUAGUGAGAACUUUUUAAAGACUGGUGGAUGCAUAUUGAAAAUUGAUGGCUGAUAUUAAUGAACAAUGUGAAAUUCCACUUUCCACUAAGACAGCUGUUAAUGAUGUAUUGCCAAAUAAGAAAAAAUAUAAAACUGUCCCCUACCCAUUGGUGUUUUUGUUGCUGCCAGACAUCGGAGCCUGUUUGUGUUUGUUUGGCCUUCAUUAUGAAUUGAUGAUUUUUUUUUUUUUGUAAUUUAUAAAAUUUCUGUCAAUAAAGACAGUUUUAUGUCUUUAAUAGACUAAAAGGUAGACCAGUACAAUAAACUGCUGAACAUAUAGCUCUA